Nematostella vectensis (starlet sea anemone) is the source of this 1866-nucleotide messenger RNA. Its product is annotated as (Lyso)-N-acylphosphatidylethanolamine lipase. The transcript has a single exon. The coding region runs from base 60 to 1175 and encodes 371 amino acids. The record is from RefSeq and is a predicted model, not a curated record. Lineage: Eukaryota; Metazoa; Cnidaria; Anthozoa; Actiniaria; Edwardsiidae.
ACCGAGGAGACAGGUGAAACUUGCAAAUUAUGUAAACAAAAACAAACUGUCUCUGGAAAAUGGCGGAUUCUCUUUCUUCUCUCAGCAAAUUGACUUCCUGGAUUGGAAGUUAUUGGCUGCCAACAUCUCAAGAAAGGCUACAAGAUGCAGAAUCUAAGAUCUUGCAGCGAAUCCAAAAGCCAUGGGAAGGAAAUUUCGUAAAAGUUGGUAAAAAUGUCGAGAUUUGGACCCUGAAAGUGAAUACACAAGAAGCAAGCGGAGAAACACCUUUGGUGCUGGUUCACGGGUUCAUUAGCGGGGUCUGCUGGUGGGUACAGAGUUUCGAUGUCUUGAGUGAAAAGCGCACAGUGUACGCGUUUGAUUUGCCGGGUUUUGGUCGUAGUUCACGCCCUGAAUUUUCAAGCACUCCAGAAGAGGCAGAAGACGAAUUUGUGCAGUACAUCGAAGAAUGGAGAAAAGCAGUCGGCCUUGAGAAGUUUAUUCUGCUAGGGCAUAGCCUUGGUGGAUAUCUAGUAACUGCUUAUGCUUUGAAAUAUCCCGAUCGAGUGCAUCAUUUGAUUCUAUCGGAUCCUUGGGGAUUUUCCAUUCUGCCAUACGGUGCUGUAGACCGCCACCCCGACAGCCCCUUCAGCUAUAACCAACUCCCAAAAUGGCUGCACCUCGGGAACUAUUUUACAAAUACUCUUAAUUUUCUAACCCCAGUUAGAUUAUUAGGCCCUUUGGGACCGUAUGCUGUUAGCCUGGCACGCUUCGAUCCUAACAAGAAGGACUCGGCACUGUGGAAAGAGGGGGCUGUUUUCGAGUAUAUUUACCACUGCAAUGCCCAGACACCCACCGGCGAAAACGCUUUCAGAAACAUGAAUUUUUUGCUGGGUUGGGCAAAGCACCCUAUGAUUAAACGUGCUCGAGAAAUAGACCCGAAAAUGAGAAUUUCCAUCAUGUAUGGAUCCUGGACAUUUCUCGACCACAGAACAGCAUACGAGCUCAAAUGCAUUCGACCGGAGUUGAGUGUUGAUGUCUACAUUGUAAAGGACGCAGGGCAUGAUAUUCAUGUUGACAACGCUGGGAAGUUCAAUGAAAUCAUGGCUGACAUCUUAUGCAAGUGUGCUAGGGAUGUAGAUGAUGAAGACUGGAUGGCAAUAGAGACAAUUGAUGAACCUUCACAGGGGGACUGAUGUGUAUAUGGGGUUUCGAAAGAGCCAGGGAGCUGUUCGUAACUGUACAUUUUUUAGCUUUUUUGAAUAUUUAUUUGGCUGCAUAUCAUAUUUUAUUAAUCCCAGUGCUUCAGAUGCAGUGCAAAGUCCAUGUAAAAAGUAUUAGAUGUAAAAGGUUUACACUGUAUUUGCAAGUACAGAGUUAUUGUUUUUGUUUAAAAACAAAGUGCAUGAAUAAAAGCCUAUUGUUUUCUUAUCUGAGCAGGCUAAUGAAAUCUGAUGUAAACAAAUAUCACUUUCCUUGAGUAGUUUGAGCCAGAAAGUGACAUGUAAUACUAGUUUUAUUGAAGGAAACUAAACAGCUAUUUAUUAUUCUAUUCCAACUUGAGGGUGGAUGGUUUGGUGUUCUUUUUGAACUUGGAAAUAACAAAAAACAUUCUAGCUUCUGAAAUGUAUUUAUUGCAGUAAUUGGCAAAUGCUUUGUUCUAAAACGAAUUCAAUGUUUUUAUUUUAUGUUAAAUAUUGAAAGAUGUACAUAGUCAAAGUUGUUUUUAUUGCUUGGGUUUAUGUUUAUCAGACGAGAUUUUAUUGGGUUAUAUUAAAUAUGUUUUUAAAAAGGAUCAUUUUCUAGAUCAUCUAUAACACAAGAAUGAUUCUUUACACUAUUGUUAGAUUACUUUAUUGUAGUUUUCAAAAAAAAUAAGCUCAUCAA